Messenger RNA from Phlebotomus argentipes, 3830 nucleotides. Its product is annotated as putative helicase MOV-10. The record is from RefSeq and is a predicted model, not a curated record. The transcript has 9 exons. Gene Ontology annotation, molecular function: RNA binding; 5'-3' RNA helicase activity; ATP hydrolysis activity. Lineage: Eukaryota; Metazoa; Arthropoda; Insecta; Diptera; Psychodidae. Bases 243 to 3542 code for a protein of 1099 amino acids.
CCUUUGUUGCAAUCCUAUUUGAACUUGUUAUAUGUACGAAUAUGAAGAGGGCGUAAGGGACAAUUCACCACCUUCCGAAGUGAUAAUUCACCACCGGCAGAGCCAUGCAGCCAUCUUUUAUUUGGAUACUAUCGAUCGCAUCGUUAGCAUAGAAGACAGACGCCAAUAACUAACAAAUAAGCUUGUUAGUGUAUAAAAGAACUGUUUAUUGGUGAUCACUUUAUGACGGAGUUUUGCGAAUCAUGAGCAGUGAAAAAAUUCUACAUGAAGACACGACAAAAGAGAUUGUCGAGAGAAUCUUGGUCCGUUUGGACUUUGAAGGGAAGAUUAAAGAUGGAAAACUGCUCAAGCAGGACGUGAGGACGGAGACUUGCAACUUUCUAUCGAGAUAUGUCAUCACAGAUUUCACAUAUGACGACAUGCCAAAAGCGAUGCUGAAGUAUGAUUUUUGCUACUACAUGGACCGGAAAUCGGCUCAUAAUUCGAAGCAUUUCAUCAUGAAAAUGUCUGAAGUUGAGAAGCUUCGAGAGAAAUACGCCAAAGAUUUGUCCUCUGAAAACUCUUCGGAGACUAGCAAUCAGGAAAACACACAAGACUCUGUAGGAAAAUACUACUUUCAGCACACUUUGACCACCGAGCAGAAGAAGUACGACGGUUUCGCAUACUCGGACAAGAGUUGUUUCGUCUGCAAAGAGACUUUCGAUAUGCAGAGGAAGUUUGAGGAUCACAUGAAGAGUCAUGGAAAGAAUUUCUCCAUUCAGUCGACGGAUAAGAGGCGAAGAAUGUUGAGCAUGAAGGUUCAUUACGAGCCAAAGGUAGGGAAGUUUGUGUACAAGAUCACUUCGGCCAAAAAACAGCAAAUCUUCACAAUAAAUCGCGUGAUUUUGGUUUUCCCCGAGGACAAUGACUUCCAUUCGCUGCACAUUUUUGAAGAAGAAAAAUAUACAAAGUUCGAAGUCCACUGCGAGGUUCUUUCACUUGUGGAUCAUCCGUACUCGAUUCUUCUCUUCUAUACGAUGGGCGAAACAGAGAAGAUUUCGCUUCUUACACAGUUCCAUUUCACGGUUAAGAAACUAUUCCACCAUGAAGACAUUACGCUGGACAAGAUUAAGGAUAAGAACACUUCGAAUCGCCCGGUGAAUGUGAAGGUCAUGAAAUUCCAUCCUUUGCCUUGGUAUGAUCCAAGCUAUGAAAUGAAGUCGCUGUCGAAGAAGAAGUUUGCGGAUGCUAAACUCAGUCCAAAGGAGAGACAAUUGCUGAUGAAAGUCAGAUCUUUCUUGAAUGGUAGAUUGACAAAGGAGAAUUAUGUGAACUUCUGGGAGACUCUUGUGCAGAUUGAAGACUGUUGCCAGGCAGAGUUGAUGUCCAAGAACAACAGACUGGGUGAGAAGUUGAUCUUCAGCCAAGGAUAUUAUGUGCUGGAGAUUCCAAAUCUUUCUGAGCUUUCACCGGCAAUCAUGGAAGGAGACAAAUUGAAUAUUGUGCCGUGUGAGACUAAAACAAAGAAGAGGAAGAUGUUCGCUCGAGUGCAUCAAGUGAGGAAGGACAAUAUUGUACUGGACGUAGAGACAUCGGAUGCAUUGAACACGGGAUCUCUCUAUGAUGUCUACUUUUUGCCUAAUCGCAUGCCAAUUCAGCUGGAGAGACAUGCUCUCCAAUACGUGCAAAACCACAAACUGGCCACAUUCUUCUUCCCAGACUCGAUUCCGACGCAUCCAAUUGAUUUCUCUGGUUUCGAGUGGAUCAACGACAGCGUGAAGGAGAAUCCGGAGCAACAGAGCGCGAUCAUUCACAUGGUGGAGAAGUCGUCCUUCCCGGCGCCUUACAUCCUCAUGGGACCUCCGGGCACCGGAAAGACCACGACCAUAGUCGAGGCUAUUUGCCAGAUCAUCCGGAGGGAGCCUGGAGCCAGAAUCCUCGUCUCUGCAACUUCCAAUUACGCCAGCAAUGAAGUUGCUUUGCGUCUACUGAAGUAUCUUCCGCACGAAGGCAUCUUUCGCAUGUUUGCCAGCUCAAAAGAAACAGAAAUCGACUUUAUUGAUCCUGAAUUGAAGAACAUUUCCAAUCUAAGGUUCGAUUUCCACUAUUAUCCUCACAUGGAGGAACUGGCGUGCUACAAUGUUGUUGUCACGACACUCGCUGUUGCUGGAAAAUUUGCCCAGGCAAAGAUUAAUUGUAAUCAUUUUUCCUAUGUCUUCAUCGACGAAUGUGGCAGCAGCACUGAACCUUCCUCUUUAAUCCCAAUUGCUGGUGUUGUGUCUUCAGCUAGACGGAUUCAUGCGCAGAUUAUUCUGGCUGGAGAUCCUAAGCAAUUGGGACCAAUUGUGCAUUCUAAGACAGCAAGAGAUGCUUUGGGCGUUUCCAUUCUCGAGCGCCUGAUUGACACGGGGAUUUAUGCCAAGGAUCCGACGACUGGGAAGUACAAUCCUCGUGUUAUAACUAAGUUGAUAAGGAAUUUCCGAUCACAUCCCAAAAUUUUGGAAUUUCCCGACGUGGAGUUCUAUAGUGGUGAGCUGAUGGCUGAGGGCAGUCCUCAGGUCACCCGUUGGGCUUGUGGUUGGAAGUAUUUGCCUAACAAAUCUGUGCCGAUUAUAUUUGAGCACGUGAUCGGGCAGUCUGAGCAGGAUGACAACUCGCCAAGUUGGUACAACAUGCGCGAGGUGCAAAGAGUGAUGUUUCACAUUGAUAAGAUAAUGCAGGCGAAGAAUAUCUGUGGAAGGAAGAUUGAUCAGAAGAGUAUUGGCGUUAUCACGCCGUACAAGAAACAGUGCCAGAAGAUCAAUUUGGAGUGUAAGAAGAGGAAGUGGCCAGAUAUUGAUGUGGGGUCCGUGGAGACGUUCCAGGGCCAGGAGAGGCCCGUGAUAAUCCUCUCCACUGUGCGAUCCUUGACGCAUGGUGUGGGCUUCCUGAACAAUCCCAAGCGCCUCAACGUCGCUCUGACGCGAGCGCAGGGACUCUUGAUCAUCGUGGGGAACAUUGACACCCUCGAGAAGGAUCCGAUGUGGAGUAAUUUCAUCGCCUUCUGCAGGUGCAAUAAUGUGAUUAAGGAGGUAUUUAACUACGAUCCGAAACCGAAACAGAGGAGCAAGAGCCACAAUAGGCAGCAGAACAGGAAUAGUGUCCACAUUGAUAAGGAAAAUACGAUUCAACCGCUAAUGUCAGUGUCGGUGAUGCCGCCGGACUUUCUCCGGUUGCCAGACGUUCCGAAGAGCAUUCCCUUUCAGAGCGCGUCUGACAAUCGUAACGUGCGUCCCUCCUCCGUCCAUCUGGACAGUGCUGGGAGACAUCUUCCCCAGAGACUCGCCAGGGAUUUUCCCGUGACAAAUUGUCUAAAAGUGAGCGCCCCAGUGAAGCCCUCUAUAGACAGGAAUUUGUUGUUAAGGCAUUAUCCGUUUGAUGUGCCGACUUCUUAUGCAUUUGUGAACAAUCCUAAUCCACAAUUGACUCAAUUGAACGCUGUUCCUCGUCCUGCACCUCGUGUAACAGUUGUUUCGCCGCCACCUGUGCAGGAGAAAAAGAAGUCCAAGUGCUUAAUCAUGUGAGGAAAGCAGGAGGGUAUCAGAAGGAUUUCAAUACUCACUCGACUGCAUUAUAAUGUUUUGAUAUCGUUUUUAAUUCCCAAAUACUUUCUGUAAGUGAAUUGAUAAGUUCUUCGUUGUUGAAUUAAUUCCAGUGUUUAGGUUGACAAUAUAGAAGAUGAAUAAAGAAAUGUAAUAAAAUGAUCUUUGAAAUUGAGUUAUGGCUUUGUAAAUAAAUUACGAAACUAUUCAUGAUUAUUCUUGAGCAUAGAGAAAGUGAUUUUUCGUAUUUGUCGCAAAUAUUUCUUUUGG